Molecule: messenger RNA, 2559 nt
Organism: Dioscorea cayenensis subsp. rotundata (Guinea yam)
Lineage: Eukaryota; Viridiplantae; Streptophyta; Magnoliopsida; Dioscoreales; Dioscoreaceae
Product: SPX domain-containing membrane protein OsI_21475-like
Exons: 11
Coding region: 214-2304 (696 amino acids)
Biological process (GO): transmembrane transport
Cellular component (GO): membrane
Molecular function (GO): transmembrane transporter activity
Source: RefSeq, a predicted model, not a curated record
UUCGAAACAACCUGAGAGAACGGAGUGUUUUGCGCUCCAACACACCGCCAGCCACUUGACACGUGCUCGUCGCCGCCCUCCACAGAGCUGCCACUGCUUCUCAUCCAUUCGCUGCUACCAGUCUCUUUCCCCUUUUCCUCUCUCUAUCUCCAUCGUCUUCUUCGCCCGCAGAGACUCCCGUGAGUUCUUCAGGUUCAUCUACCUAACAUCAAAAUGGUUAAUUUUGGAAAGAAACUAGUAGCUAAUCAAGUUGAGGAGUGGAAAAGUUAUUAUAUCAACUACAAAUUAAUGAAGAAGAGAGUGCGCCAAUAUGCUCAACAGGUUGAAGCAGGCAGAAAAGAUCGCCGUCAAAUCCUCAAAGAGUUCUCUAGAAUGCUAGAUGACCAGAUUGAAAAAUUUGUCCUUUUUCUUUUGGAGCAACAAGGGCUUCUUGCAAGGAGAAUUGAGCUACUAGGAGAACAUCGUACACUUCUUUCAGGACAGCCAGAUAUUCGACAAAUAUCUGAUCUGCGAGAGGCAUACAGGGCAGUGGGUCAAGAACUUUUGAAACUUCUUAAGUUUCUAGACAUGAAUGCUACUGGCAUCCGUAAGAUAUUGAAAAAAUUUGACAAACGGUUUGGAUUUAGGUUUACGGAUUAUUAUUUAACUUCUCGGGCAAAUCAUCCUUACUCUCAGCUGCAACAGGUCUUUAAGCAUGUGGGAAUAGGAGCCGUUGUAGGAGCUUUGUCCCGUAACCUUGCUGAUCUUCAAGAUCGUCAGGGGAGCUACUUAUCUAUUUAUGACCAGCCAUCUGUUUCUGUGAAGGAUCCUAUUAUUGAUCAAAUUCAAGCAUCGGUUGACAAAUUGACAAGAUCAACAAACUUUCUUCAAUUUUUAGGACAGCAUGCACUUAUUGUGCAUGAAGAUAUUCCUAGUUCUGCAGAGGAUCAAGCUGAUGCUGAUAAAUACCAUUUCAUGUCUCUUCUAUUGAAUUUAGUGAAUACUUUUCUCUAUAUGGUCAACACAUACAUCAUAGUGCCAACUGCAGAUGACUACUCAAUGAACCUUGGAGCUGCAGCUACAGUUUGCGGUGUUAUUAUUGGGGCCAUGGCAGUUGCACAAAUUUUCUCUUCAGUUUACUUUAGCGCAUGGUCGAAUAAGUCCUACAUGAGUCCACUUGUAUUUAGCACUAUCCUACUUCUCGUGGGCAAUACCUUAUAUGCACUAGCUUUUGAUCUUCAGUCAAUUACAGUUCUCCUCAUUGGCCGUCUACUUUGUGGGUUGGGUUCUGCAAGGGCUAUCAACCGCCGUUAUAUCAGUGACUGUGUGCCCUCUAAAAUACGCUUGCAAGCUUCUGCUGGUUUUGUUAGUGCUAGUGCCCUUGGAAUGGCUUGUGGUCCUGCCCUUGCUGGCUUUCUCCAAACUAAAUUCAAGAUAUACUUUUUAACAUUUAACCAAGACACCUUACCAGGAUGGGUUAUGACAUUAGCUUGGCUUUUAUAUUUGUUUUGGUUGUGGAUUUCCUUCAGAGAGCCUACUCGUGAAGCUGCUGAGAGCCAUCCCCCACAGGAUAUUAAUGCUGGGCACUUGAAGAAUGAUUUGGAAAAUGGCCUUGUGAAACCUUUGCUCUUGAAUUCGGAAGAGAAUCAUGAUGAAGAUGGAGAGCAAGAUUAUGAUGAGAGUGAAGAAGCCUCUGAAGAUUCUCGCGGACCUGCAACCUCAGUUGCUUCAGCAUAUAGAUUACUUACACCAUCUGUGAAGGUUCAGUUGUUGAUCUAUUUCAUGCUUAAGUAUGCAAUGGAGAUAUUGCUUUCGGAAUCAAGUGUGAUUACAUCAUACUACUUUGGGUGGACAACAAGCAAAGUGGCAAUUUUUCUUGCUGUUCUUGGGCUGACUGUCCUGCCUGUGAAUGCUGUUGUUGGGACCUACAUUAGCAACAUGUUUGAGGACAGGCAAAUAUUGUUGGCAUCUCAGAUUAUGCUGUGUGUUGGCAUACUCAUGAGCUUUAAUUUUGUAGGCUCUUACACUGUACCACAAUAUGUAAGCUCAGCCCUCAUCACUUUUGUGUCAGCUGAAGUCCUUGAAGGUGUUAAUCUAUCCCUUCUAUCACAAGUUAUGUCAUCACGGCUUGCCCGUGGGACUUACAAUGGUGGCCUGCUAUCGACAGAAGCAGGGACCUUGGCUCGAGUGGUUGCAGAUGGCACGAUUACAUUAGCUGGUUAUUUGGGUGUAGGAAGGCUUCUAAAUGUUACCUUAAUCCCAUCACUGCUAAUCUGUUUAACCUGCAUUCUUUCAACUUUUCUGACAUUUCCCACUCUGUAUUGAUAACUUUGCCAAAAUCAUCCUUCAGUCUUCAGUAGAUUCAUUCGUUUCUGUUAGAUCAAUAAACAUGCAUUGUAUAUAUGUUAUUUAUGAUGCCUUCAAGUAAUAAUUGCACUUGUGUUCUUUGAAUGUUCAAAAGUUAAUCCGUCUAUACGAGGAGCACGAUUUGCGAACUUUAUUUUUCUGUAAGUUUCAGAUUCUCUUGUGGAUAAUUUGGAUUGGAGCAGGUGUGCCAUAUGAGGAACUGGUAUCUGCUUU